AUGGGAAAAAUGCUGCUCUGGGCCUGCUUGGCUGUCCUGCUGCAGGUGCAAGUAGGAUCAGCCUAUAAGCUAGUGUGCUACUUUACCAACUGGUCUCAGUAUCGCCCAGAACCUGCCAAAUUCUUCCCUAAGGAUGUGGACCCAUGUCUGUGCACACACCUGGUGUACGCCUUUGCUACUAUGAAUGAUAACAAGAUCGCUCCCUUUGAAUGGAAUGAUAUUGAUGUCCUGUACCCUCAGUUUCGAGCCCUGAAAGAACGCAAUGCAGAGCUGGUCAACUUGCUUGCUAUCGGUGGCUGGAACUUUGGCACUCAGAAAUUCACUGCCAUGGUCUCCACAGCUACCAACCGCAAAAUCUUCAUCUGCUCUGUCAUCGAGUUCCUUCGUCAGCAUGGAUUUGAUGGCAUUGACCUGGAUAUUGAGUAUCCUGGAUCCCGGGGAAGUCCACCUGAGGAUAAGCAGCGGUUCACCAUCUUGAUUAAGGAAAUGGUUGCUGCUUUUGAAGAAGAGGCUAAAGAAACAGGAAACCCCAGACUGCUGAUCACAGCAGCAGUGUCUGCCGGCAAGGGAACCAUUGAUGCAGGAUAUGAAAUUGCAGAAAUUGGAAAGCUCCUUGAUUUCAUCAGUGUGAUGACCUAUGAUUUCCAUGGUGGCUGGGACACUUGUACGGGACACAACAGCCCCUUGCAUGUUGGAUCUAAGGAUCAUGGUGACUUGCGUUAUUUCAACUGUGAAUUUGCUAUGAAGUAUUGGAGAGACAAUGGGGUUCCUGCAGAGAAACUCAUCAUGGGAUUCCCUACCUAUGGGAGAACCUUUAGACUCACCACGUCUGACACCUCAGUCUGUGCCCCAGUCUCUGGAGCAGGGUCAUCUGGUCCUUACACACGUGAGGCAGGCUUCUGGUCUUACUAUGAGAUCUGUACAUUCCUAAACGGAGCCACCACAUCUUGGAUUGAAGACCAAAAAGUUCCAUAUGCUUACAAAAACACUGAGUGGAUCGGCUAUGACAAUGCUGAGAGCUACAAAUAUAAGGUAGAUUUUCUGAAGGAGAACAACUUUGGUGGAGCCAUGGUUUGGGCUAUUGACCUGGAUGACUUCUCGGGAACCUUCUGCAAUGAGGGCAAAUACCCACUUAUCAGCAAGCUGAAGUCACUUCUGGGCCUGUCCGCAGAAUGCACCCCACGGGUCGCCAAUACCUUGUACGACAGACCACUGAAACCUAGAAGCGAAGGUUUCUGUGCCAAUGUUGGUGGAGGAAGUGGUGGUGAUGGAGGAAAUGGUGGAGGCAACGGAGACAAUGGAGGCAACAAUGGUGGUGGGGGCAGUGGAGGAGAUGGAAGUUUCUGUGAUGGGAAAGCAGAUGGUACCUAUGCUGAUCUUGAAGACAAUACCAAAUUCUACAAGUGUGUGGGAGGGAAGACCUUCUAUUUCAGUUGUGCCCAAGGUCUGGUUUUUGACCAGAGCUGCCAGUGUUGUAAUUGGCCAUGA
Molecule: messenger RNA, 1488 nt
Organism: Suncus etruscus (white-toothed pygmy shrew)
Lineage: Eukaryota; Metazoa; Chordata; Mammalia; Eulipotyphla; Soricidae
Product: acidic mammalian chitinase-like
Exons: 11
Coding region: 1-1488 (495 amino acids)
Biological process (GO): chitin catabolic process; carbohydrate metabolic process
Cellular component (GO): extracellular region
Molecular function (GO): chitin binding; chitinase activity
Source: RefSeq, a predicted model, not a curated record